CAGGCAAUCAGUUGAUCGACGACAAGCUCUCGAAACGGACGCAGAUUUUGUAAGUCGCCGUCGCGCAUGCGCAAACUUAAAUAACAAAAAAAAGAAAAAAAUUAACGAACAGCAGCGAAGACGAAAUCGAAUUGUGUUUUCAUUUGUUUGCUUUUGUUUUGUUUGUGUGUGUUAUGCCAUGCACAAAAACCCCAUGCUCGUAAAAGUUGGAGAAAAAUCAAAAAUUCGGAAUCGAAAAUUCAAAACCUAAAAUAAGUUUGCCAAAACAAAAAGAAACCGCAAAAGCCGCGUUAUAAUAACACAAAAUAACGGUUGAUUUUAGUGAUGCGUUUUGACUCUGUAAUUUCCAUGGCGGGUUGCUGGGAUUACUUCAUCUGCCGUUUCAUUUCCUAUAUGGCCAGAUGAUUCAACGCCAAACUGACCAGCGCAAAAAUAAAAACACAAACUACAGCUGAAAAAACAUUUGGCUUAACGGCUAACUCGAAGCUAUAAAUUGGACAUCAAAAUUGGAUUAUACAAAAAAUAAAGAUAAAUAAAAAAAAAAAAAAAAUACAACAAAGUGAACACGAAAAGUUAAUAACAAUUAUUUUGUAUGCCGGUUUCUUCUUGACAAGUUUGAUCCCACAACCCGACAUCAGCAACAGCGACCAGCAUGAAAGGCUGGUUCGACGCGUUUCGAGACGAUGGGGGACCAACGCUAUAUUCCUUUUCAAAUCGAACACCCGUCACUGGAGACGUCUCUAUAGUAGCCGUCUCUGUGCUCUUUGCCACAUUUUAUGUGGCAUUUUUAGUCAUCUUUCCAGGGUGUAAGAAAACAGAAGUUCACAACGUUUUCGACAGUCACACUGAGCCUUUUCGUGGGUCUAGUCAUACUAAUCACCCGCCUGGGAUCCGCGUGGCAUGUGGCACAUGCAACCAUCAUCGCGCCAUACAAAGCCUUCUCACGCGAGAAGCUCCCAGCGCGCAUCGGCACCCACAUUGGCCUCAUGCAUGUCAAUGUGACGCUGACGGCCAUUCCCAUUGGAAACUGGACACCACCUGAUAUUGACUACAAUGAGCGCUUCACCUGGGAGGGAGCCAAUGACAUGAGUGCCAACUAUCGCCAUGCCCUACAGCGCGGACUACCUUUUCCCAUAUUAACCGUGGCCGAAUACUUUAGUCUUGGCCGCGAGGGAUUCUCGUGGGGUGGACAGUAUCGGGCCGCUGGAUAUUUUGCGAGCAUAAUGCUCUGGGCCUCGCUAGCCUCGUGGCUGCUGAUGAACCUGCUGCUGAUAGCCGUUCCUCGAUAUGGAGCCUAUAUGAAGGCCCUGACCGGAGCUCUGUUGGUCUGCACCACGGUGGGCUAUCAUUGCCUACUGCCAAAGCGACCAUUAUGCAUCUACCUUGAGGGCGGACGCCUGGAGUUCCAUUUUGGCUGGUGCUAUUGGCUGGUUUUGGUGGCAGGCAUUCUCUGCUUCAUUGCGGGUGUUCUGAUCUCCAUAAUUGACUUGGUUUGGCCGCACACCUUCUCCACGGUGCUGGAAGUAUACUAUGGCACUCCCUAUGAUCGACACGUGAUCCUGGAGGAGUCCAGUGAUGUGCGGUAUCGCAAGCCUCGCAACAGUCGCAGCUUGGAGGAUCCACCUGGUUUGGGGUCUCGCAUCCUGCGCCGCCUUAGCUCAAAAGCCCGUGACUUGCAACCGGGCACAGCACCACGGCGAGAUAGUCCUGCCGGAGUGUCUGGCAGUGGAGGAGUGGAGAACAAAGGAUUCCAGUCGGAUGCCCCGAAGAGUCCUUGGAGAUAUCCCUUCCGAAGGUCGCAACAAUUGGCGCAGCAGCAGCAGCACUCGCAUCCGCUGCAUCAGCAUCCGUUGCAGCAGCAGCAUCAUCAGCACCACCACCAGCAGCAACUGCAGUUUGUGGGCGGACCUGUGGUGCAACAUCCCAUGCAUCAUAUGCAGCGCACCAUGUCGCAGGACUCGGGAUCCAGCAUUGCCUCAGCAGCCGUGCAAAUAUCCCCGCUGCACAAACAUGCUUUGGCGCGAAUGUUGCCAAAUCCCCCAGUGGAGCGUAUUCGGGACAUGGAUCACUGGUGAUUGCCAUUGGACAAACCAUAAAAAUCGACUAUUUUUAUUGGGCUUAAUUCUUAAUCUUGACUAAUUGGAAAUAAUUUAAAAUCAAACAAAACUUAAAAAACAAAAACCAUUUGUGAUAAUUUCUUAAUUUAAACAAGACCAAUAGGAUGGAAAAUAUUUAAUAAUUGACAAGAUUACAUACUUUUACUUUGAUAAACAUACAUUUAUAACGAAAACGAUGUUAAAUUUAAAUAUAACUUUAAUUAAAUUAUUUUAAAUGUUAAGGCUAACCUUGUAAUAACGAACGAUGGAUCAAAUUUAGCUAUAAACGUGUUUUAGUGAUGUUCAUUUGUGAUAAGACAGUCCUGCCACACACGUUAAUAAGUACGAAGAACACAGGAGGAGAUUGGAGUUAUGACAAAAAAAAAAAUAACAGAUGUUUAUGUUUAAUUAGUAAUUUAUUAUUUGUAAUUUGAAUUCAAUGCCAGUGUCUAUAAAGAAUAAGUUAAAAAAAUGUGUAAAAUCCGUUUAAGUUUAAUGUUUAAGCUUGACAAUGUUUAAAAACGAUAAGAUUCGAGAUCAUAUACGAUGAACUAAAA
This is a messenger RNA of Drosophila eugracilis, 2653 nucleotides long. It is a transcript of the gene mol, whose product is annotated as dual oxidase maturation factor 1. Gene Ontology annotation, cellular component: endoplasmic reticulum membrane. The record is from RefSeq and is a predicted model, not a curated record. The coding region runs from base 987 to 2075 and encodes 362 amino acids. The transcript has 9 exons. Lineage: Eukaryota; Metazoa; Arthropoda; Insecta; Diptera; Drosophilidae. Gene Ontology annotation, biological process: protein transport.